AUGUAUGGAAAAAAUGAUAUAUGGAGUACUGAUUUAGCUGAAAUGAAAGAUUUGAGAGUUAUGGAUUUGACUGAAGCAGUAGAGCUCAUUUUUUGUCCUAAUGGUGAAAUAUCAGAUGUAAGCGACAUUGAUGAUGGUGAUGAUGAGUUGGUAGAAAUGUUAAAAGAAAGAGGCAUUUGGGCAGUUGGCACUAUUCGCAAGGAUCGAAUGGCAGGUUGUCAACUGAAAUCAGACAAAGAAAUGAAGAAAGAUCGGCGAGGAAGCUAUGACAACAAGUCUAAUGAUAAAGGUGUAACAAUUGUUAAGUGGUAUGACAGCAAGCCAAUACAUAUUGUGUCAUCCCAUUAUGGUCCUGAACCACUUGGAAUAUGCAAGCGAUACUGUGGUAAAGCAAAGAAGAGAAUUGAUGUUGUUCAACCUUAUGUUGUACUGGAGUACAAUGCCCAUAUGGGAGGGGUUGACUUGGUAGACAUGCUUAUUGAACUAUAUUACGUCAAUUUACAGUAA
Xenia sp. Carnegie-2017 is the source of this 507-nucleotide messenger RNA. Its product is annotated as piggyBac transposable element-derived protein 2-like. The record is from RefSeq and is a predicted model, not a curated record. Bases 1 to 507 code for a protein of 168 amino acids. Lineage: Eukaryota; Metazoa; Cnidaria; Anthozoa; Malacalcyonacea; Xeniidae. The transcript has 3 exons.